Molecule: messenger RNA, 2430 nt
Organism: Fragaria vesca subsp. vesca
Lineage: Eukaryota; Viridiplantae; Streptophyta; Magnoliopsida; Rosales; Rosaceae
Product: cation/H(+) antiporter 15-like
Exons: 3
Coding region: 1-2430 (809 amino acids)
Biological process (GO): proton transmembrane transport; regulation of pH
Cellular component (GO): endomembrane system; membrane
Molecular function (GO): antiporter activity
Source: RefSeq, a predicted model, not a curated record
AUGGCCGAUAUGGUAGAUCUUACGCGUUACCUGGAUGGUCAGCUUCACAACUUGAUCACUUCCAUGCAUCCAUUCAAGUCUACUGCCAUCGUAUUUAGAUCAAAAAGGUUAAAUGCGCAGUACUUAAACCGCAACCAACUAGCUCGCAGCGUGCUGUUUCUCAUCCCUUCGAAAGAAAUUGCCCCAAAUAUGAUUCACCCUCCCCGUUCGCCCCGAGACCCUAAUCUGCUCCGCAUAGCAGCUGGCAUAAUCUUGGGGCCUUGUGUGAUGGGGAACAAUGCUAAAUACCGCCGCAUAUUUUUGGGAGAGGAAGCAAAUAUGGGGUUGUUUGACACAAUAUCUAAAAUAGGCGUGGUAUACUCCCUAUUCCUGGUCUCAGUGAAAUUUGAUGUAUCCAUGCUCAGAAGGACGGCGAAGAAUGCCUGGAAGAUUUCUCUAGCAAGCUUUAUUUUUCCUCCGAUUGUCUUCUUCGCCACUGUAUACCCGAUAUUCAGCAAAGUUUCUGGAUUCACCGGAGGAUUUAUGUUGCUCGUCUUGUUUGUGGGCACCUUAACUUUCAGCUUUUUUCCGGUAAUAGUUCAGGUGUUGGAGGAACUCAACCUUAUGACUUCGGAAUUGGGUCAACUUGCCUUGUCCUCUUCGAUGUUUAGCGAUGCAAUGCAAUGGGUCUUCUCAGUAAUCACCCUGGUAACAAUGAAAAAGGAUGCGGUUGAAGGAAUAGGGACAUUGUUUUCCUUAUUGGCGUUGCUAGCUUUUAGUAUCUUUGUCCUGCGCCCACUGAUGAAAUUGAUCACUAAGAGAUUACCGGAAGGAAAAGAAGUUGACCAAAAUUUCGUAAUCGCAGUACAACUCGGGGUUCUAGUUAUGGCCUUCGUUUCCGACAUUAUAGGUAUGAGGCAUACUUCUGGUCCUAUAAUUCUGGGAUUAGUCAUGCCAUAUGGACAAGAACUGGGAGCAACAAUAGUCGCCAGGACGGAAACCUUGGUAACAGAAUUUUUUAUGCCAUUGUACUUUUUUCGAAUCGGCUCGGGAAUAGAUGUGACUAGCAUUUCCGAUUGGAAGAGUUUUGCCAAGCUUGAGACUAUAAUUGUUGUAAGUUAUGCUGCCAAGUUUAUGGGAGUUUCAGUGGCCGGAAUGUUCGCCAAACUUAGCUUCAAAAACAGUCUCGUCCUCAGCAUGGUAAUGAGUAUCAAGGGACUAGUUGAUCUCAUAGCUUAUACUCGAUGGCGUGACAUGCAGAUCAUUGAUAAACAACUUUAUACUCAACUCGUGUUGUCUAUGGUUGGGAUCACCAUGCUGUUAACACCAUUGAUAAGAUUUUUUUACGUUCUUAAAAUACGAAGAGGAUCAUCAAUGAGCGACCCACAGUUCAGACUUAAUAUUCAGUCAUUGCCACCCAGGAAUGAAAUCUUUCGGAUUCUCUGUUGUGUCCACAAUGAAGAAAGUGUCCCCAACAUCAUCAACCUCCUGGAAGUCUCAAAUCCAACGGAAGCGAGCCCGAUUACUGCCUAUGUUGUACAUGCAGUCGAGUUCAUAGGACGUUCUGCACCACUGCUAGUCCCUUACAAGCACCACAAAAUUAGGCGGUCAUAUUCACUCACUAAUAAAAUGGUGCAAGCUUUCAAGAAUUACUCCAAAAGCUCAAGAGGACCGGUCAUGAUUAGACCCUACACGAUGGUCGCUCCUUAUAAAUCGAUGCACGAGACUAUUUCUCGUCUUGCUCUGGAUAAGUUCGUACCUCUGAUCAUCAUCCCAUUCCACGAGAACCACCAGUCUCUUGUCCUCUCUAAUAUGACAGGCGCCAUACGCCAAUUCAACUAUAAUGUACAAGCAUAUGCACCGUGUACGGUGGGAAUACUAGUUGACAGAGGCUUUCCUCUUCAGAUGAAUAUUCACAACUUCACCUACAGUGUGGUUGUGUUUUUCAUUGGUGGACCAGAUGACCGUGAGGCAUUAGCCUACGCGUCACGCAUGCUCGACAACCCUAAUGUGGAAAUGACAGUGUUCAGAUUCAUCGUGCGUGUUAUUGAGACAGAAACUAAACUAGACGAGGAGAUAGAGUUCAGCCUCGACGAGUCGUUGAUCGACGAGUUUAAGCUAGGGAACCUUGGGAAUGAACGGUUGAAUUGGAAUGAGAUCGAGGUGGAAAAUGCUGUGCAGGUUAUGACUGCCAUUACCAAGUCGCAGGGACAAUACGAUCUUGCGAUGGUUGGGCGACGACAUGCGGAUGUGUCGUUGAAGGAUGAAGAAAUGGUAGACUUUAUGCAGAAUCCAGAGCUCGGAGUGAUAGGCGACAUGCUUGCUUCUGCGGAUUUUUGUAACGGAAGGGUGAACGUGUUGGUGAUGCAAGAGAGCAGGGAGUUGAGAAUUGGAGCUUUCCGUUCCGGCGGCUCCGGGAGAAAUUCGGAUUCUAAAUCUGGGUUUAAUUAA